GUUCAGGUGACUUUGUCCUGCUGGUCAGAGCCUGGCUGCACACACGUUGCUACCAAGCUCCAUUCAAGAUGGGGUUUGGUACAGGACCCAAGAUACCAUUAUGGGCUGUAAUUCUAGUGAUCUGCUGUAUCCAACAGAAAGCUUCAAGUGUAGAAGAUGUACCUGAAAGAGUUACCAUCAUCCCACCAUUGAAAAAAAUUGCUGUUAUAUCAUCCUUUCACUCCGCUCAUAACGGACAGAUCUGCAGCACAUGGGGUUCCUUUCACUUCAAGACAUUUGAUGGUGACAUUUAUAAUUUUCCUGGAGCCUGCAAUUACAUAUUUGCCUUCCAUUGCGCUGAAACAUUUGAGGACUUCAAUAUACAAAUUAGACGCCAAAUAGUAGGGAACACCUCCACAAUUAGCUAUAUUGCCGUGAUUCUGGCUGGGACAAAUUUUAAAAUGGAAAAGGAUAACAUUUUGGUAAACGACAAACGGAUCCAGUUACCUUACAAUGGACCUGGAUUUGAAAUAGAGAACUUUUUCAACUAUAUUAAAAUGGAAAGUAAAAUUGGCUUAACCCUCAUGUGGAAUAAAGAAGACAGUCUAAUGCUGGAACUUGAUAAAAAAUAUGCCAAUAGUACCUGUGGACUUUGUGGAGAUUUUAAUGGCAUUUCAAAAUACAAAGAAUUUUAUUUUGAGAAUACCCCCAUAACAGACUUCCAGUUUGGGAAUCAAUGGAAGGUGAAUGAUCCAACAGAAGAUUGUGAGGAUCCUAUACCACCUCCUCAGAAGAAUUGCACUGAUGAAUAUGAUAUUUGUCGGAAAAUACUAACUGGUUCUGCAUUUAUUGAAUGUAAUGAUAUUGUCAAUGUGAAUAGCUACAUUGAUGCUUGUGUACAUGACAUGUGUCUCUGUAAUGAAGUUGAAAAAUCCUCCUGCCUCUGUGAAACUUUCACUGAAUACUCUCGACAAUGUGCUCAUGCGGGUGGCCAACCUCAAAACUGGAGAAGUCUAGAACUAUGCCCAAUAUCAUGCCCUUCGGGUAUGCACUAUCAAGAAUGUGGAUCACCUUGUGCAAAUACUUGUACUAAUUCUGAAAGAUCACAUGUCUGUGAAGAUCACUGCAUAGACGGCUGCUUUUGUCCACCUGGAACUGUUCUGGAUGACAUCAAUGGCAAUGCCUGCAUCCCCUUUGAGCAAUGUUCCUGCAUUUAUAAUGGAGAAUCCUACGCUCCAGGGAUGACAUAUUCAGCUCCAUGCCGUUCCUGUGUCUGCAGUGGUGGUGAGUGGAAUUGCACAGAACUUCCUUGUCGUAGUAUUUGCUCAAUAGAAGGAGGAUCGCAUAUCUCCACCUAUGAUGAAGUGUGGUAUAAUUUCCAUGGAAAGUGUAAUUAUAUUCUAACUAAGAUUUGUGAAGAAGAAACCUUUACUGUUCUUGGAGAUCUUGGGCCAUGUGGCUUUGCAGAGUCUGAGACUUGCUUAAAAAUGGUGGCUCUUACCAUCAAUAGAGGAGAAACUUAUGCUGCAAUCAACCAUCGAGGCAAAAUAAUUGUUAAUGGGAUGUCUGCUCAGCUGCCUAUCUCAGUAGCUAAUGUAACAAUCUUCCAGCCUUCACAUUCCUUCAUCGUUCUGGAAACAAAUUUUGGCCUUCAGAUCGUGGUCCAGCUUAAACCUUUGCUACAGUUGUACAUUUAUCUGGAUCCAUCUUUCCAAGGGAGAAUGUGUGGCCUCUGUGGCAACUUUAACCAUAACCAGAGGGAUGACUUCAAAACCCUAAAUGGAUUGAUAGAAGGAACAGCAAUUGCAUUUGCUAAUACCUGGAAAACUGAAGCUGCCUGUGACAACAUUAAACAGCAUUUUAACGACCCUUGUACCGUGAGCACUGAAAAUGAAAAAUAUGCCCGUCAUUGGUGCGGACUUCUGACUGAUGGUGAAGGACCUUUUGCUAAAUGCCACCCCAUAGUGAAUCCAAAGGCUUAUCAUACGAACUGUAUGUAUGAUUCCUGCGCUUGUAAGAUAAGUGAGAAGUGCAUGUGUGCUGCCCUCUCUUCCUAUGUCAGAGCAUGCAGAGCCAAAGGAAUUGAACUUGUAGGAUGGAGAACCAACGCUUGUUUCAAAUAUACUACCUGUCCCAAAUCCCUGAAUUAUAGCUAUGAAAUUAGCUCUUGUCAACCUACUUGCCGAUCACUGAGUGAACCUGAUAUUACCUGCAACAUCAAAUUUGUCCCAGUUGAUGGCUGCACAUGUGAACAUGGAACUUACAUGGAUGAUUCUGAAACAUGUGUGCCUGCUAACAAAUGUCCCUGCUAUUACAAAGGAACCACCAUACUCCCUGGUGAAGUUUUCUAUGAGUUUGGUGAUGUGUGCACUUGUAACCAAGGAAAAUUAAACUGCUAUGGUGAUGGAGACUCCAAACAAGAAUGUACUGCUCCAAUGGUUUACUUUGACUGCAGAAAUGCCACCACUGACAGCAAAGGGGCCGGAUGUCAGAAAAGCUGCCAGACUCUUGAUAGUUACUGUUACACCUCAAAGUGUGUCUCUGGUUGCAUAUGUCCAGACGGGCUAGUGUCAGAUGGGAAAGGUGGUUGUAUUCCUGUGGAAGAAUGCCCAUGUAUUCACAAUGAGGCCACAUAUCAGCCUGGAGAAAAUAUCAAAGUUGACUGUAACACUUGUGUAUGUAAGAACAGGAUGUGGAAAUGUACCAUGAAGAAGUGCCUAUCAACCUGUGCUGUUUAUGGAGAUGGACAUUAUAUCACCUUUGAUGACAAGCGUUAUAUUUUCAGUGGGCAAUGUGAAUAUACACUCUUGCAGAAUUAUUGUGGCCAGAACAGUUCCACCCAGGGGUUAUUCCGAAUCAUCAGUGAAAAUAUUCCUUGUGGCACCACUGGCACCACUUGUUCUAAAUCUAUUAAAGUGUUCUUCAAAAACUAUGAACUGAUACUUACCGAAGAGCAGUAUAAAGUGGUAAAAAGAGAGAGUGGAGGUCAAAUACCUUAUAGAAUUCAUCAAAUGGGCAUCUACUUGAUGAUUGAGAUUCAGAAAGAACUAAUUGUCUUAUGGGACAAGAAAACAAGCGUAUUUAUCAAACUUGGUGCAGAAUUCAAGGGUGAGGUCUGUGGACUGUGUGGGAACAAUGAUGGAAAUGCAGUUAAUGACUUUACAACUCGGAGUCGAUCUGUAGUAGGUGAUGUAUUGGAGUUUGGAAACAGUUGGAAGGUAUCACCCACAUGCCCUGAUGCCAAAUGUGUCAAGGAUCCUUGCUCCAAGAAUCCUUAUAGGAAAGCAUGGUCACAGAAGAAGUGCAGCAUCAUCAACAGCGAAGUCUUCGCUGCCUGCCACUCUCAGGUGGAACCAACUAAAUACUAUGAAGCCUGUGUGACUGAUGCCUGUGCUUGUGACACCGGGGGAGACUGUGAAUGUUUCUGUACAGCUGCAGCUGCAUAUGCUAAAGUAUGUAGUGAUCAUGGCAUAUGUGUGUCAUGGAGAACUCCAUCGAUUUGCCCCAUGUUUUGUGACUAUUACAAUAAUGAAGGUGGAUGUGAAUGGCACUACAAACCUUGUGGAGCCCCAUGCACGAAGACCUGUAGGAAUCCAAGUGGGAGGUGUGCUUAUCAUUUACCUGGCUUGGAAGGCUGCUAUCCAAAUUGCCCAGGAGAUAGGCCUUAUUUCAGCGAGGAAGAGAUGAAAUGUGUUAGCGUUUGCGGCUGUUAUGAUGAUAUGGGUAACUAUCAUCAGUUAGGAAAAACCUUUACUACUGGAGAGGUGUGUCAAUCAUGCAAAUGUACCAAUGAAGGCAUUAUUAGCUGUGAACAUGAUACUAACGCUUGCUACUGCUACUACGAAGGAAAGAGGUAUAACUACAAUGAAGUCAUUUACAAUACCACGGAUGGCUUGGGUUCUUGUAUAACUGCAGUUUGUGGCAUCAAUGGAACAAUCAAUAGAGAAGUCUACAAAUGUGCUGGAAUUACCACAAAACCACCGUUUGAAUUCACAACUUCAAGUAGAACAGAAUCAAUUCCAACCAGAACAACAAUGUGUGUGCAUAAAGUUUGUAGAUGGAUGGGUUGGUAUGAUCUUAACUAUCCAUCAUAUGAAUCAACCAGUGGAGAUUAUGAAACUCCAGAAAACAUAAGAGCCAAAGGACAUAAUCUUUGCAAAAAUCCAGAUAAAGUGGAAUGCAGAGCAAAAGAACUUCCCGAUGAAACAUUGCAUUCUCUCAGUCAAAAUGUAAUAUGCACACCAACUGAUGGCUUGAUUUGCAAUAACAAGGAUCAGACUCCACCAGUAUGCUACAACUAUGAGGUCAGAUUCUACUGUUGCAAUUUAGAACCAUGUGGUCCUUUGACAGCAACACCUGCUACUAAAACUACUGGAGGAACAACAUCAAUUGCUGAAACAAAAACAUCACCACCUUAUAUACCUGAAUCUACUACUCCACUAGUUAUUGGGACCACUGUCCCUACUUCCCAGCCUUCUACACUAAGUUCAAUGCAGCCCAUAUCUACAUCCUGCCCUCCUAAAUGCCAGUGGACCCAAUGGUUUGAUGACCACAAUCCAAAAACCAGCCCUGAUGGUGAUUUUGAGCGCUUUGAAGACAUACGAGCACGUGGACUGGUUUGUGAGCAUCCCCAAGACAUUGAAUGUCAGGCAAAGGACUACGCACACACUACAAAUCCUGCCCCUGAUCAGAAUCUCCAUUGCAAUGUCAAGGUUGGACUUGUGUGCAACCAUAGCGAGCAGACAAAAAAACCAUAUAAAUGUGUCAACUACCAGGUGAAAUUCCUGUGUUGUGAUUACAGCCAUUGCCAACCACUCACAACAUCAGUAACUUCCAAACCUACAUCAGCCAAAACACAAUACACUUCCACAACAUCCAGUUCAUCCACCCUACCACACACAAUAUCGACCACCAGUCAAAGCACACCCCUGGUGUCUACAAGUGCAGAAGUAACAACAGGAAAGCAAACAACGACAACCCUUCCUACUCCACCAUCAACACGAGCAGUCACCUCUGGAAUUAUAUCAACGACACCGACUGCAACCCAAAGCACCACCUUGAUGUCAACCAGUGCAGAAGUAACAACAGGAAAGCAAACAACGACAACCCUUCCUACUCCACUGUCAACACUUGUUUCCACAAGCACACCCCUGGUGUCUACAAGCACAGGAGUAACAACAGGAAAGCAGAUAACCACAAUUCUUUCUCCUCCACUGUCAACACUUGUCUCUACGAGUUUCGGAAUAUCAACCGGUUCCACUCUAGCAACUACUUUAAGCAGAGCAACUCCAUGUUUCUGCCAUGUAUCUGGAACUCCUGAUUCUUUAUUUUCUCCUGGGGAAGUAAUAUAUAACAGAACAGAUAGUUCUGGAUGCCAUUUUAUUGCAAUCUGUGAUGCAAAUUGUGAAAUUAAGAGGUAUCCAGUAUUCUGCCCUACAACGACUCCCCGUCCAUCAGUUACAACCUCAGGAACAUUGCCUCUUCUCAGUUCUACAACUGUUACUCCAGAAACUCCAAGAACUACAGAAAUUGUUUUCUCAACUCCUGUACCAGAUUGCCCUGAUGUGGAUCCACCUAGAAAGUAUAAUGAAACAUGGAUGUUUAAUAAUUGCACUAAAGCAACAUGUGAGGGGAACAACCGAAUUGUUAUGGUGCCGCUCCCACAAGCUGAGAAGAACAACUGUGCCAGUGGACUUGAACCAAAGAAAAUAGUGAAUAAAGAUGGUUGCAUAGUACGCUAUGAGUGUGAAUGUUUCUGUAAGGGUUGGGACCAUUACAAUUUUAUGACUUUUGACGGCACUUCUUACACUUUUCAUGGCAAUUGCACUUAUAUCUUGGUGAAAGAGAUUGUGAAUAAAUACGGAAACCUCCGUAUUUUGCUUGACAAUGACUUCUGUGAUGUAGCUGCUAAUCAACCCUGUUCCAGAACCCUGUUAAUAUAUUACAAGUCUAUGGAAGUCCGACUAACUAGUGAAAUACAUGAAGGAGUGAGAGUUAACAAGAUUUUUUUUGGCAAUGAGUCUGUCCAAGAGGGUUUUGCCAAAGAUGGCAUCGUGGCUACUAGUGCUGGUGUUACCAUGACGAUUGAAAUGCUUGACAUUGAUAGUUUUGUUUCCUUCAAUGGUUUCACCUUCUUCAUUAUGGUUCCAUAUGAACUCUUUCAAGGCAACACAGAAGGACAGUGUGGGAGUUGUUCAAAUGACCAGUCAGAUGAUUGUCGCAAGCCCAAUGGACAGAAAGCUGACUCCUGCUCAGAAUCAGCUAUCUACUGGCAAGUGCCUGAUAUCAAUAAGCCCUACUGUCAGGUGGGGCCAACAACACCUCCUAUAGUGAGCACAACUGUGCCAACUACAUCAGUGGAGGCUACACCAACACCCUGCAGCUUUCCAUCACCUUUGUGCCAGCUGAUUAUAAGCGAUAUUUUUGCAGAUUGCCAUAAAGUUCUGUCUCCAAGAAAAUUCUAUGACAACUGCCUCAUUGAAACAUGUCAGAUUUUCAAUGAUUCCUUGAGCUGCCUCUACAUUGACAUGUAUGCCUCUCUUUGUACGGCUAAUGGGGCUUGUGCUGACUGGAGGAGCAAAACUGAAGGGAAAUGCCCCUAUCUUUGCCCAAAAGACAAGGUGUAUGCUCCUUGUGCUCCUAUUCAUCCACGGACCUGUGAAAAUGAAUUAAUGCAUGAUCAGAACGACCAUGUUGCUGAACGAUGCGUUUGCCCUGAGGGCUCAAUCUUGUUCAGUUCUCACACUGGCCUCUGUGUUCCUGAAUGUGGUUGUGUGGGACCAGAUGGAUCCCCCAAACCGCCGGGUAGCAAAUGGAAGAGCAACUGUCAAGAGUGUACAUGUGAUCCUUUGACUAUAAGCAUACAUUGCAAGCCACAGAGCUGCCCACUAACAACCCAUGAUUGUGUGGAGGAAGGAUACAUGCCCGUCUCUGUGCUAAAUGCAACAGAUCCAUGUUGCUCCAUAAUAACAUGCGUAUGCAACACCAGUAUGUGCUCCAACGAAAAGAAGAUUUGUGAACCCGGAUAUCAUGUAGCCUCAAUCUCUUAUGAUAACUGCUGUGGCAGCAUUAAAUGUGAAAUAACAGAAAAUGUCUGUUUGGUUAAUGGAUCAGUUUAUAAGCCUGAAAUGAUCGUUCCUGGUAAAUCCUGUGAAACAUGCACCUGUAGUUCUGUUACGGACCCUGCUACCAAGAGAAAUGUUGUGGAAUGUAAGCCAGUUACCUGCAACACAGAUUGUCCCAUGGGUCAUGAGUACCAAAUAAAACCUGGUGAAUGUUGUGGAACCUGCAUCCAAGUGGCUUGCAUCAUCAUCAUUAAUGGCACUGCUGAGAUACUGGAGCCUGGGCAGACAAAAGUGGAUAAUUGUAAACAGUACAAAUGUGAACCCAAGAACAAUAUGCUAGUUUUGGUUGAGACUAUAGAAAUGUGCCCUUUCUUUGACCCAGACUGCAAACCUGAUCAAAUUGAAUGGACUCAAAAUGGCUGCUGCAAGAUAUGCAAAGAGAUACCAAACUGCAAGCCAUACAAGAAUCAAACUCUAAUUCGUGAAAAUGAAUGUAUAUCUUCGGAAACUGUUGAAUUGACCUACUGUGAAGGAACUUGUCUAACCUCUUCAGUGUAUUCCCUAAAGGAAAAAGCAUUUCAGCAUAAUUGUAAUUGUUGCCAAGAGUCCAAGAGCCAUAAAAAAGAAGUAACCUUAACAUGUCUGAAUGGCACAACCAUCAUUUAUGACUAUUUAUAUGUGGAUGAGUGUAAAUGCAGCAGUGGAUGCAACUUCGAAGCUCCAGCCAGCUAGAAGAAGAAUUUUUUAAAUUUUUCUUAGUCCAAAAUAAAUCCAACAAUCACUCAUCAGAAAUCAGUCAUCAUCCAGUGCUACGUCUGAUCUCUCCCUGUGUCCUUGAACCAGAUGUUUUUCUAUUGGCCAGUUAUUUAAUCAAAUUAAUGUUCUUUUUCAUGUAAAAAUAAAAUUACAUUCAUUCUGGCAAACUUUCAAAAUGAGAGCAUUCUCCUUCGAAGGUUUUUCUCUUUAGAAAACCUUCCAAGUAUUCCUAACAUAAUGACAGAAAUGUAUAAUAUUAUAAUGUAGAAAAUUAAAUUCUUAUAUGUCCAUGCUUCUCUUGCUUUGCUGAUUUUUGAGGGAAGGCAGGGGUUACAAGUCUUUAAACAACGCAAUAUAAUCUGCAAGCGUAAACCUCUGUAUAGCAUCAAUACUUAACUUGCUUUCCCAUUUAAUUCUGCUUUUUUGAGAUUAAUAAACAAUACUUAAACAAG
Notechis scutatus (mainland tiger snake) is the source of this 8251-nucleotide messenger RNA. RefSeq lists its product as uncharacterized. Gene Ontology annotation, molecular function: protein binding. Lineage: Eukaryota; Metazoa; Chordata; Lepidosauria; Squamata; Elapidae. The record is from RefSeq and is a predicted model, not a curated record.